CACCUGCAUAUAGUUAAUAUCAGAGGACUCGUGAAAGGAAAGUUUGGCUCUCAAAUACGAGCAUUUUUCAUGUGACUACUACAGAUCUUUUUGAAUGUAAGAUCAUAUCUGGACCAAGACCACGGGAGAGCUUCAAGUCAUUCAUGGACACGGGGAGGAACUUCUCGCAUUGAUCAGCCAUAAAAUAGGAUGUUUGUUUGUUGCUGUUGUUUUUCCCCCAUAUAAUUCUUGAUUGUGCAUAUAUUUUAUAAGAGAUGGCAUGGCAUCCCUGUUUUCUCCGCUGGUUCCGAUGGCUUCGGUAGGACGAUAUUAAUGUGGGUGGACCUUGGCGCAUCUCCAACGGAUAUUUUUUAGGGGGGCUGGAGGAUCGGGCUAUUUACUACAGCUUUGUAGUACUUUUUACAUCUAAACCAGCGGACAUCUAAACCAGUUUUUUUAACGCUAGCACCAGAGAUAUUCUACCUCCUUUGUCAGGAUAUAAUGGCCGAGGACGCAGCUAUAGAUAGGCUGAGCAGUGCAACUGCGAUUGGAAAUCUUAAAGAAAUUGAGCAGACACUGCAAAGCAACGUGAACGUUAAUGAGAAGAACAAGUACGGCAGGACACCAUUACAGGUGAUGAAACUUGGCUGUCCGUGCAUAGCGGAGGCGCUGCUUCGAGCGGGCGCCGAUCCAAACGCGCGGGACCCCAUCCUACGACUGACCGUCAGUCACGAUGCCGCGCGAGACGGAUAUCUGGACACUCUACGGGUGCUCGCGCAGAACGGAGCUGAUGUCAAUCUCCCUGACAACGACGGCAACCUGCCUCUGCAUCUGGCGGCGCGUGAGGGACACCUGGCUGUUGUGCAGUAUCUCGUAUCUGACUGCAGCACGCCGCCUUUUGUGCCUAACGCAAAAGGCUACACGCCUCGUGACCUGGCGCUCAUGCACAAAAAACACAGAACUGUUGAGUGGCUGGAGAACAUUGCGCCUUCACAAUCCAGCUAGAGAUUAUGACUAUGGGCCUGUGUGUUUUGUUGUGUAACAGAGGUAGCAGACAAACAAUGAGUGAGCGAGUUAUUGCAUUGCAAACAUUUCAGCCAACUACCUCUCAUUGCAUUGUAAAAUAUUGGGCUCAGGGGCGUGUCUGUUUGUGAAGAACAAUUAACUUUUCAGUUGACUUUGCAUGUUAUUCACAUUGCCCACAAAUUCAACUGGCUAAGUGGAUUUCA
Messenger RNA from Carassius carassius (crucian carp), 1208 nucleotides. RefSeq names its product cyclin-dependent kinase 4 inhibitor C-like. The transcript is spliced from 2 exons. NCBI's taxonomy places the organism in Eukaryota, Metazoa, Chordata, Actinopteri, Cypriniformes, Cyprinidae. Gene Ontology annotation, biological process: negative regulation of cell population proliferation; regulation of cyclin-dependent protein serine/threonine kinase activity. The record is from RefSeq and is a predicted model, not a curated record. Bases 481 to 984 code for a protein of 167 amino acids. Gene Ontology annotation, molecular function: protein kinase binding; cyclin-dependent protein serine/threonine kinase inhibitor activity. Gene Ontology annotation, cellular component: nucleus.